GGGCUAGCUAAAAGUAAAAAUUAAAAUAAGUCGAGGGGUAUGACUGCACACCGGCAAUAACAACGAAAGAAAAGCCAACCUUGAUUUCACGGUGACUCAAUUGGGAGUUUAAAAUGGAAGUUAAAACAGAAGGAAAACGAAUGAAUAAAAAAGAGAGAGCAAAAGAAAACAGAGAAAAACGUCACCAACAAAUCUCUCUUCUCCGUGCUAUUCCUUAUCCCCUUCACCAAAGGUGGUGGUCUGCAGAAACAAUAGCUGUGGUGACCGGUGCUAAUCGAGGGAUCGGGUUUGAGAUUACGCGCCAACUGGCGGUACAUGGGUUGACAGUUGUUCUCACUUCAAGAGAUGCUACUGUUGGGGAAGAAGCAACUAAGGUCCUACAAGAAGAAGGCUUAAAAGUCGUCUUUCAUCAACUCGAUGUUGUUGAUCAUGAAUCUAUUGAUUUGUUUACCACUUGGGUAAAAGAAACGUAUGGCGGUAUAGAUAUUCUGAUAAACAAUGCAGGCGUAAGUCAUAAUACUGGAUCAGAGAAUUCUGUCGACUUUGCUGAAAAGGUGAUCAACACCAACUAUGUUGGUACCAAAAACAUGACUAAAGCUAUGAUUCCAUUGAUGAGGCCUUCUGCUGAAGGGGCUCGGAUUGUUAUGGUGAGCUCACGGCUGGGAAGACUUAAUGGCAGGAGAAAUAGGAUUGCAGAUGUCACUUUGAGACAGCAAUUAGAAGAUGUGGAAUCGUUAUCAGAGGACCUAAUUGACACAACUAUGAACAAGUUCUUAGAGCAAGCCAAAGAUGGAAGUUGGAUAUCCGGAGGAUGGCCUCAAAAUAAUACAGACUAUUCAUUGUCAAAGCUUGCAGUCAACGCAUAUACAAGGCUGAUGGCCAAGGAACUCUCAGAUCGACCUGAUGGUAACAAGAUAUUUAUCAAUUGCUGCUGCCCGGGCUGGGUCAGAACUGCCAUGACUGGCUGGGCAGGCAUAACUCCACCCGAGGAAGGAGCUGAUACAGCCGUAUGGCUUGCCUUGUAUCCGGACCAGUGUACUAGUGGUAAAUUCUUUGCAGAGAGACGUGAAAUAAAUUUCUGAAAGCAGUUUUCUUACUGGUAAGAGGCUAUCUUUGUUCCUCAAGCUGGUUCGUGAUGGUUCGCUGACUUUUGAUAAGUAAUGCACCAAGGUAUUGGCGUUGUUGAAAGAUGUGCUGUACUAUUUAAAGUUUUGCAUUUGGCUUGUCAGAGAAGAAUAAUGUGUAAAUUAGAUAGCAUACACAUGUUACAUUUUGUAGCAUAGGAAUUUGCUAUGUUUAAGAACUUGUAGUUAAAAUAUAAAGAGUCACAUUUUUAUGGUGCAUUUUUUUAUAACAUUUAUUCUUUUGUCA
Erigeron canadensis is the source of this 1371-nucleotide messenger RNA. Its product is annotated as carbonyl reductase [NADPH] 1-like. The record is from RefSeq and is a predicted model, not a curated record. The transcript is spliced from 4 exons. NCBI's taxonomy places the organism in Eukaryota, Viridiplantae, Streptophyta, Magnoliopsida, Asterales, Asteraceae. Bases 114 to 1082 code for a protein of 322 amino acids. Gene Ontology annotation, molecular function: oxidoreductase activity, acting on the CH-OH group of donors, NAD or NADP as acceptor. Gene Ontology annotation, cellular component: membrane.